CCUUUGUUUUAUAUAAUAAUGUUCGCCUUCGCAAUACCUAUUAAUAACGGUUUAAUAGUGAAGUUUAACGCUGUCUCAACGAAAGAAGAAAAACAGUCCAAAACGUAUGGAGCAGUUUUAACUAAAACUUCACAAGAUUUUAAACCCGAAGCGAAUAGUGAAAUACACUCUCAAGAAAUUUACCCACAAGCCACAGAAUUUGGAACGGGUAGCACGAAUCAAAUUGCGAAAAUUCUAUUUCCCUCAAGAGCUUAUAGAUUCAAUGAAUCUAAAUCGCAAGCUGACACAAAUUUUAUCAAAAUACCUAUUAUCGAACAGCACGUUAGAGAUUAUAAAGUUAUUGUGGCUAACGCACCGAAGAACUUUAGAAUCGGUAGUGGUCCUGAUUCGCUGCCGAUUGUUAUUUACAUCGUUUUUCCAAAUGACGAACCCGAGGAACUUUCUUUUGGAAUGCCUGCUAUCUAUUUUGUAAAAAAAUUUAAUGGAUUACCUUUGCAUAAAAAUGAUAAUGUUGAUCCUUUAUUUAUAAUUGAUACCAAUCGAACCGUUACUGGAUUGAAAAGUACUGAAAUAUUUAAAUAUGUAAAGUUCAAAAACCAACUUACAGACCGCAUUUAUAAAGCGAUGCAUCGAUAA
Molecule: messenger RNA, 636 nt
Organism: Vanessa tameamea
Lineage: Eukaryota; Metazoa; Arthropoda; Insecta; Lepidoptera; Nymphalidae
Exons: 1
Coding region: 19-636 (205 amino acids)
Source: RefSeq, a predicted model, not a curated record